AUGGUUACCUCUCUCUACCCUAAUCCCGUUCAGUCUCCGAGUCCUCAUCUUUCGUUUCCAUCAUAUGAUUCGCCACCCCCUUACCAUUAUUCAACGCAGCAGGGUCCUUCUCCAUAUGUCUUCCCCCAACAGAAAGACGAUUCUUCCUUCAUAAAGUCUAGAUUAUCCGAGAGUCCCGUAUCUACAACUUUUACGGACCAAUCUUCCGAUACCUCGUCUGUCGAACACCCAUCCCGUGAUAAUUCACACAGAGCAUCUCGUUUCACUAUCGCCCACCCAUACGCACGCCUUUACGCGAAGAAGGACGGUUCUAAGCGACGGAAAAUUUGGAACCACGUCCUCGAGAAACAACUCUUCUCUCCUCAGGAGUUGUCAACCAUGGGCGCACCACACAGACGUACCAUUUAUAUCGCCUCUCUCGAGGCCCACAUCGAUCGGCUACACAACCAGCUGCUCGGUAUCGGCCUUUACCCAAUCCCAUUUCAGCGCCUCGAACCAUACCGGGGCCUCAAUUCAAAGACGGCCAAGAGUAUGGUAGCGGGCUUGCAACACGAUGCUACCCAUACAAAGCUUAAGCUGCUAGAGCUAGAACGUUCGGUACAUUCUUCGUCCACUUACCUCCACAUAUUAAACUAA
Messenger RNA from Suillus subalutaceus, 636 nucleotides. RefSeq lists its product as uncharacterized. Lineage: Eukaryota; Fungi; Basidiomycota; Agaricomycetes; Boletales; Suillaceae. The record is from RefSeq and is a predicted model, not a curated record. The transcript is spliced from 3 exons. Bases 1 to 636 code for a protein of 211 amino acids.